This is a messenger RNA of Odobenus rosmarus divergens (Pacific walrus), 1172 nucleotides long. RefSeq names its product platelet-activating factor receptor (gene PTAFR). Bases 15 to 1049 code for a protein of 344 amino acids. Gene Ontology annotation, cellular component: membrane. Gene Ontology annotation, biological process: G protein-coupled receptor signaling pathway; chemotaxis. NCBI's taxonomy places the organism in Eukaryota, Metazoa, Chordata, Mammalia, Carnivora, Odobenidae. The record is from RefSeq and is a predicted model, not a curated record. Gene Ontology annotation, molecular function: G protein-coupled purinergic nucleotide receptor activity; platelet activating factor receptor activity. The transcript has a single exon.
UGCCCCUGCCAACCAUGGCGACAGGGGCAAAUAAUUCCUCUCGUGUGGACUCUGAGUUCCGAUAUAUCCUCUUCCCGAUUGUUUACAGCAUCAUCUUUGUGCUGGGCAUCAUCGCCAACAGCUAUGUGCUAUGGGUCUUUUCCUGCCUAUACCCUUCCAAGAAACUCAACGAGAUAAAGAUCUUCAUGGUGAACCUCACCGUGGCUGACCUGCUCUUCUUGGUCACUCUGCCCCUGUGGAUCGUCUACUACCACAACCAGGGCAACUGGAUUCUCCCCGAAUUCCUGUGCAACCUGGCUGGCUGCUUCUUCUUCAUCAACACCUACUGCUCAGUGGCCUUCCUGGCUGUCAUCACUUACAACCGUUUCCAGGCAGUGACCCAGCCCAUCAAGACAGCUCAGGACACCACCCGCAAGCGUGGUUUCUCCGUGUCCCUGAUCAUCUGGGUGGCCAUUGUGGCUGCGGCAUCCUACUUCUUCAUCCUGGACUCCACCAACGUGGUGCCCAACAAGACCGGCUCAGGCAACAUCACACGUUGCUUUGAGCAUUACGAGAAGGGCAGCGUGCCUGUCCUCAUCAUCCACGUCUUCCUUGUGUUCGGCUUCUUCCUUGUAUUUCUCAUCAUCUUCUUCUGCAACCUGAUCAUCAUCCGCAGGCUGCUCAUGCAGCCGGUGCAGCUGCAGCACAACGCAGAAGUCAAGCGCCGCGCGCUGUGGAUGGUCUGCACGGUCUUGGCUGUGUUCAUCAUAUGCUUUGUACCCCACCACAUCGUGCAGCUGCCCUGGACCCUGGCUGAGCUGGGCUUCCAGAACAGCAGCUUCCACCAGGCCAUCAACGACACCCAUCAGGUCACUCUCUGCCUUCUUAGCACCAAUUGUGUUUUAGACCCCAUCAUCUACUGUUUCCUCACCAAGAAGUUUCGCAAGCACCUCACUGAGAAGUUCUAUAGCAUGCGCAGCAGCCAGAAAUGCUCCCGGGCCACCUCGGAGACUGGCACUGAAGUGGUCAUGCCGCUCAACCACCUCCCUGUCCAUUCCCUCAAAAAGUAGUCCCUGAUUGUUGGGGCCAGGCCCAGAGGCUUCUCCUCCAUGGACAUCACAGACUGACCUGGGGGAUGAAGGGGUCUCUGCUGUGGUCUGGGCAUCUCUUCCCUGGGCACAAGUGGCUCUUUA